AUGGCCAUCGACAAGAACUCCGUUUCCCUCUCGGUCCUUGUUGUUAUGCUGAAAAGAUGCCUAUACAAGGUUUCGGGUUAUGGAAAAGCAACAGAAACCUUAGAAAUGCUAUGGCAGAACAAAUACGAAUUUGAUAUCGUUGUCAUUGCCAUGGUAGGGAUCAACAUGGAUGACCUCGGUCUCUUGAAGAUUGUUGAUUUUGAGUUGGAUUUGUCGGUCAUCGUAGUAUCAGCCAACGAUGAUGAGCGGUUCAUGACGAAUGCCAUAUUGUACGAGGCUAAAGACUUCCCGAAGAAGCCGAUUUGCGUUCUUGUGCUCCAAAACAUUUGGUAG
Molecule: messenger RNA, 333 nt
Organism: Rhodamnia argentea
Lineage: Eukaryota; Viridiplantae; Streptophyta; Magnoliopsida; Myrtales; Myrtaceae
Product: two-component response regulator ARR10-like
Exons: 1
Coding region: 1-333 (110 amino acids)
Biological process (GO): cytokinin-activated signaling pathway; phosphorelay signal transduction system
Source: RefSeq, a predicted model, not a curated record